UUAGGAUUUUUCCAUAAAUGUGGACAAUUAGUUAGAAAAAUGUCAAGUAUCUUGUGACCUCUUGUAGGUUUUUUUACCAUUUUUUUACCAUUUACAUAAAAACGGCUCAAGUUCCCAAACGGCUAUAAAUGUGUCAAGUAAGCUGAACAUCGCUCGGAUUGUUUCGCAGAUUUCGUCGCUGUUUUGACUUCAUAUGAAAUUCUAAAAGAUGGCCAUUUGAAAUUUAUAUUCAUACUGCAAUAUUAUAAAAGAAUAAAAGCCCUUGGAUAAACAUGCAGCGGCGACAACUCAUGACAACUCAAAAUUUUGUCGACAACAACCCCAAAGCGAUACUUUUUAGUUUCCACGUUGUUUUGAUCUCAGGGAAAACCCGUAUAUAUUAGAGUUCACCAUUCACCUAAUACAAUAUAUAGGAGUUUCCCUGAGAUCAAAACAACGUUAUUAUAUAACAUCGCUUAGGAUAUUUUUUAUAUGAGGGGCCGAUUACAUGGAAGCGCGUUGUUGGCCCGGUCAAGCGAGACUACUAAAACAACAUGCAGAAAUUGCAUGGUGUUUAUGAUAUUUUAACUCGAAAAACUCGUCGCUGGUUGAUCGCAUUUGUGCAUUCUACAGUUUUUCUCUUUAUGAAAAUAUCACUAAAUAAGUUAAAACAAGUUCAAAUUUCCUUCAGAAUACGUACUCUGCAAUCUUUCAGCUGAAAAAUGGAUAGGAAUGAAAGACGUUCUAAUCAUGAAUAUGUUCGGGGAUUGGUCUUGUAUUAUCAGGGACGUGUCCAAGCAGCCUUCAUUGCCAUCGUUGUAAAUGCUCUGCGAUAUAAUCCCAAUCACGAGGGCAGUAGAGCUAUUGCACCGAGGCUUAUGACUCUGAAAUGGUUGCUGGAUGGUGCCCGUAGAGCUUUUGAGAAUGGGAUACCACUAGUAGCGCAUCGUUUGUAUUCUGAGGCGUUGGAUGUUGACCCCAUGAACCAGGCCGUUUGUGCAAAUCUAUACUACAAAAGGGGGUUCAUUAUGUGCAUGUUAAAGAUGGUUCCACAAGCCAUUAUGGAUUUCACAGAAGCCAUUGAGCAGAAUGGGAGCCAUCUGAAAGCACACCUUCUAAGGGCGAAGUGUUACCUCGUAAUUGGACAAUAUGAGACAGCCAGUGAAGCAUAUUAUGAAAUCUACGCAAUGACUGGCAUACCAGAGUAUUAUCGAUUAUUCGAAGAAGCAUACAAUGCGGAGUGUAACCUCGAUUUUGCCCUCUUUACCCUAUCGUUGACUCGAGAUUGUUCAGUCUUGGACGUGAGGGCAGCCUUUCAUAGAGAGGCGCGACUGCAUCAUCCAGAUCGCCAUGCGGGGGCCAGUAAUGAGAUACAAGAAAGAGAAGAGGAAACAUUCAAGGAGGUACAACGAGCCCGUCAAUUUCUCCUUGAUUUUCUGAAAAGGAAGAAUCGUUUCAAUAAUCACCAAGUGUGGUUUUUGAAUGCAGAUUAUUUUGAACUCUGAAUAAGCUCAAGUUGAUCCAAGAUCAACCAAUUUAAAGAACACUGACAGUGGGUACUAAACAAAAAAGUCAUG
This is a messenger RNA of Dendronephthya gigantea, 1556 nucleotides long. Its product is annotated as dnaJ homolog subfamily C member 7-like. Gene Ontology annotation, molecular function: protein binding. Lineage: Eukaryota; Metazoa; Cnidaria; Anthozoa; Malacalcyonacea; Nephtheidae. Bases 702 to 1484 code for a protein of 260 amino acids. The record is from RefSeq and is a predicted model, not a curated record. The transcript has 9 exons.